Messenger RNA from Chara braunii, 3065 nucleotides. NCBI's taxonomy places the organism in Eukaryota, Viridiplantae, Streptophyta, Charophyceae, Charales, Characeae. The record is from the annotation of a GenBank genome assembly.
GCACUUUGUCCCGUUCCAGGGCCACGUGGCAUGCUGCUUUGCUGCGGCGUCGGGUGAGGAAUUUUGUCAUUUAUAAGAAGCGAACGAGUUUUUUUUUUUUACUGCACGGACCCAGACGGACAGCGAUGACGGCGGUAAGCACGUGGUUGGGGCCUGCUGGGUUGGAAGCAGGGACGAUCAGGGGUUUAUUAUUGAGGCCCCAUGCCGUUUACGGAGAUGGGUCUGGGUCGAUGGAAGCUGGAUCGGCUUACAAUGUUCGCCUCAAGACCAACAGGUCGGAUGGUGAUUGCGGCGGAGGAAGGCUGCGGUCGUCGGACCCAAUCCCAAUGCGCACGUGUGUCAUCUCCAGGCAAGGGGGGGCUUUACCUGACGAAUGGGCGAGGAUGGUGAUGCCGGCGAAGGGGUCUCGGUGUCGCCAGCCGGUGGCAGCAGCGUUGGCACAAGAGGAGGGGGGGGGGAAAGGACGUUAUCGUUGUGCAAGGUUGGGUAGUACAACCGUACCGGUAGUGGACACCUCGUAUUUUGAAAAUCCGGUGGGCAAAAGCUUGUCGCCUGAUCUGGUCUCUCAGUGCGGCACGCGUGGUGCUCGCCACCGUGCCGUCAUUUGCAUGUGCGACAACGCUGUUUCGGUGGAUGAGGCCGAUGUGGACAUUCUUGCCAGGUCGCAAACGGCGGACGGAAGUCAAAUUGAUCGAGAGGGGUCUAUUGUUGGCAAGAAGGGUGUAGGCGAUGCUGACAGAGGCAGUGAUGAGGAUGAGGCCACUACUGUGGGAGGUGGAGAGGGAGGGGGAGGGACAGGGGGAGGAGAGCGCGGAGGAGGAUCGCCAUGGGGAGGUGGUGGCGGCGGAGGUCGCGGCGACCAUGAUUCCCCUGGUCGCGGAAGAGCGGACGGCGGCGGAGGAGAUGAUGAGUUCGGCCCUGUCCUCUCUGCCACGGAAGUGCGGAGCAUUGUCGCCGUUCAAGGCGUCGAUCUUCCUGACGACAUGGCCACAGCUGCGGUCCAGAGAGGCAUCCCUGCAGUCCUCCUCUCGCGCUACAUCGAUCUGCAGGGGCGUCCUUGGCCUCUGGGUCCAGCUGUUCGAUCAAGUGGCCUCCUUCGGGAGCGUAUGAUCGCGGAUCCCACCUUUCUUUUCAAAGUGCUCACAGAGAUUAGUAUUGACUCUGGCUGUGCGACGUUUGCCGAAGUAAACAAGCGCGGCACAGAGUUUUGGAACGAGUUUGAGUUCUAUUUAUCUGAUCUGUUUGUGGGGAUCGUUCUGGAUGUCGCCCUCGUGGGCAUGCUUGCCCCCAUUGUCACUUUCGGGGGGGCAGUCAAGCAUACUAAGGGAUUGCAGGGGACCCUCUCUCGGAUCUUGACCCAACUUCCCAACAGCGUGUUUGAAGCUGCCAGUCCUGGUCGCUCGUUUACGGUCAAUCAGAGGUUGGCCACCCUCUUUGUCAAGGGUGCACAGUACGGACUAGCAGGGUUCUUGUGCGGCCUUGUGGGACAGGGCAUGGCCAACAGCCUCAUGAGUUUCAAGAGGAGAUUGAACAAGGGGGGCAAUGAGGUUGCCGAUGUCCCCAUUCCACCUCUGCUGAAGACUGCAGCCUGCUGGGCACUCUUCAUGGGAGUGUCCUCCAAUUUGCGGUAUCAAAUGAUUAAUGGCAUGGAGCGGGUUGUGGAGGCCUCGGUGAUUGCUAAGCACGUGCCGCAAGUGGCAAUGGCUUUCACUGUAGGGAUUCGUUUCGCAAACAACAUCUAUGGGGGCAUGCAGUUUGUUGAUCUUGCACGAUGGGCAGGGAUUCAAUAGCAAUAACCCUGGGCUCGGCCCAUGUCCUCCUACCGCUGCGGCGCCCCUUACCCCGUCCUCUCCUUCCUUUUCAUCAGUUCUCUCUUUUCUUUUGUCUCCGAGAGACACAUGCACAAGCAUCAGAGAGACACGACAGGCAUCAGAGACACACGCACACGCACGCACACACACAAUUACAUGGUUUGUGAUGAUUUGUGUGCUUCCAAUGAGAGAGAGAGAAUUGGGGGAUCUUUGAAACACACACACACACACACACACACACACACACACACACACACACACACACACACACACACACACACACACACACACACACACAGAGGAGGGCAUUGUUUUACAACUCACAUACAGUCACAGACAGAGAGACUUGACGACACUGCAGUUCCUUUGCCAUAAAUGCUUUCCUGGUGAGAAGGAUUUUGUUCUCCAACGUAGCAUGUUUUCGUUCUGUUAUUUAUUUGCUCUAGUCUUAGACAAGAUGAGCCCGCCCCGGCCCGGCGGGCUUAGUAAAGGGUGGAUGUGGAGUUGUAUCAGAGGAGGUGAAGCCCUAGCGACUGUCAUCAUCGUCUACACCCUUCUUGCCGACAAUAGUCCCCUCCAGAUGUGGAGUUGUGAGGGGACAGUCGUUUGCAAACUGGUUAUGACGGCAGAAAGGAAUGGCAGAAAGGAGUUGUGGUCGGAUCGGCAGGCAGAAAGGAGUUGUGGAUGAAUCGACAGAUGUGUCAGUGGAGUCCAACAACGGACACACCUGUCGGUUGAUGCAAAGUUAUGGCGCCAAUGCGUGGUUUGCAAGGUAGUGGGUGUGUGAUGGGCCCUUGUCGUAUGGGGACAAUCAGCAGUGCAGGCUUGGGAGCCAUCCCUGUCGUCUGAAGUGUGGUUUUCGUGGUCGAUGACAGCACUUGUGUUCUGGAACCAGUGAUUGGCAUCUGUUGUUUAAAGGGAUGGAGACGAGAGAUUUAUUUGACCGACUGCAAGGAAGGAGGAGGGGUUUUGAACCAAUGUCAUCACGGAUUGGAAGAUGUGGAGGGGGUACGAUUGGGAUUGUUUGGCCCAAACAUUGGUAGAGAGAGGAGGGUUUGGAAAGAUUGCGACUUUCAAAUAUUAUUUGAACUCAAAGGUCCAAACAUACAGAUGAAGAUGGUGAAGUUGGUGGAAGGGUGGGCAUGAAAAUAAGCAGCAGGCCUCCCAGAAUAGAUGGGGCUCUUUGUUUGGGAUUAAAAAAAAAAAAAAAAAAAAAACAGCAUCAGGAAAGGACAAUGAAGAAAAGUGGAUAUU